CCGUUUGUUUAUCUAACUACCUCAAAAUCAUAAGGYUUCCUGGUGAAACUAAGGAGAGAUGCACAGGAGGAGAAUGAAGGGACUUCAGUUGUUCGUUUUCAGUGCAGUUCUGGUAACUGUUCAUGCCCUCACUGUGGAAACACCAGUCAAGAAAGUAGAGGUGGCACGAGGGAAAAAUGCUACUCUUCCUUGCAAUUUUAACACUGGGGCUGAGAUCACUGCUGGGGACUUCGUUGUCUGGAGGAAAAUCAACAGAGUGGAUGAUGUUGCCACUAGGUAUUUUGAUGGCCUUAUACAGUAUGGCAAGGGCUAUGAGAAUCGUAUACAGUUUCCUGGUGAAGUAACGAAAGGAGACAUCAGCAUCAUCCUCAAUGAAGCGGUCAUGGAAGACAAUGGUACCUUCGCUUGCAAUGUUCGUCUCCGGAAUGAUCCUCCCAGGCAGACUGCAUUCAUGGAUCUUUUAGUCCUUGUUGCACCAUCCAAGCCAGAAUGCAAGAUUGUGGGGACAGCAGAAUAUGGGCAAACAAUCAAUCUGACCUGUGUUUCCCAUGAAGGGUCUCCAACACCCACGUAUGCCUGGCAAAGCUAUGAUGUACAAAAUCAGCUACGUGCACUGCAAACACCAGGAGCAACAGGAGAACAGCUGACUCUGAAGAACGUCUCGGCAGAUACCUCUGGUUUCUACAUCUGCACUUCGAGCAACAGAGUAGGCCAGGAGUCCUGCAACAUUACGCUCAGCGUUAUGCCACCAUCCAUGAACAUUGCCCUGUAUGCUGGCAUCAUUGGAGGGGUUGUUGCCGCAAUUGUAGUUAUUGGUAUUUUAUCCUACUGCUGCUGCUGUCGGGAACGCAAGGACAAGGACUACGAGAUGACGGAGAGAGAAGAUAGAAAUGAACCCCCCCAGGUGAUGCCUUCAAAGAGUCAGCAACCAGAUGAUGAUUUUGAAGAUGAAGAAAGAAGUAGGAGGCUAACACCAUCCUCAGAACCUGCUGAAGCAUAGACAUCAUGCUAGAAAUAACAUCAAAUCCUGCUCUCAAUGUAAGAAGUAGUUGGGGGUUUUGGUUUGUUUGUUUUCCCCCUAGAAUAAACAAGUCAAAGCUAACAGCUCUGACUUCAGGUUUCCAGGACAGAAUGUCUUUGUCUCCCUGGGGAAACAACAACAAAAAAGUACUUAAUAUGCAGUACGGACUAACAUAACCUCACAGC
This is a messenger RNA of Nothoprocta perdicaria, 1206 nucleotides long. RefSeq names its product glycoprotein A33 (gene GPA33). NCBI's taxonomy places the organism in Eukaryota, Metazoa, Chordata, Aves, Tinamiformes, Tinamidae. The record is from RefSeq and is a predicted model, not a curated record. The transcript has 7 exons. Gene Ontology annotation, cellular component: plasma membrane. Bases 59 to 1000 code for a protein of 313 amino acids.